AUGCCUCCAAUAUGUGCUGCACGCUAUUGUGCAGAUGCACCAAAUAUUCUCACAACAACUUCAACAACAACAGCAACUACAGCAACCACCACAACAACCACACCAACUCUCUCUCCUCAAUGUUAUAAUUACACAACAAUUGAUGAUGAAACAAGAAAUAUAAAUGAACUCGGUACUAUGGUUUGCGAUCAAAAUCUUUUCAGUUCCGGUCCAAGUUGGAUUCGAUUUACUGGUGCUGGUGGUACCCAAAUACUUACGGAAGCUGUUAAACCUGAUAAAUGCAGUACUCAAGCAACAGGUUGGUAUUCAGAAAAUUCAUUCAAUAUAUCACCAAAUGUUCACAUUGUUGAUUUGAAUGUACCAAUUAGAGCUAAGUUUCAAUGUAUAAAAACAAAGAAACUACUUCAUAAUAUAAGUGCUAAUAUAUGUUUACAUGAAACAAAAAAAGAUAAAUAUAUUAGUGGUGCAUUUAAUGAUUCAAUUUCAAUUUGGGAAGAAGAACAAGUAACACAAAUACUUCAACUUCUUAUUCAUCAUCAACAUCUUGAUUUUAUUGAUCUUGGUGCAAAUAUUGGCACUUAUACCAUGUAUGUAGCUGCUCUAGGUCGUUUUGUUUUGGCUAUUGAUUGUUUUGCUCCUAAUCUUAUACGUCUUGCUCGAGCUAUUCAAUUAACUAAUGUUUCUAAUCAAGUCAUUCUUAUUCAAAAUGCUCUUUUUACUCAUUCAGGUCAAUAUUUACGAUUAUCCAUUGAUACAAAAAAUAUUGGAGGACAAGGAAUAUAUUUAUCGAGCAAUUAUUCAUAUAAAUAUCGUACAAGAAAAAAUUCAUCUACAAAUAAUCCGUAUAUAGUUAAAACUAUAAUGUUUGAUGAAGUUCUUCCAAUUUUAAUAAAACGUGGUGUUCGUAGUGCAUUAAUGAAAAUUGAUAUUGAAGGUAGUGAAAGUUUUGUGGUUGAAAGUGGUAGUCAUAUAUUUGAUACAUUGGAUAUUCCAUUUAUUCAAAUGGAAUGGCUCAAAGUUCGUCAUUAUAUUGAUCGUGUUAAAGUAAUUAUAGAUUUUUUUAGUAAACGUUAUUAUUAUCCAAUAACAAGUUCAUGUCAAUUGUUAAAUACUCGUGAAUAUAAAAUAUGGCCAAAUGAAAUAUAUUGGUUGAAAAAGAAUUUUUCGAAUUUUUGUUAG
Messenger RNA from Rotaria sp. Silwood1, 1179 nucleotides. NCBI's taxonomy places the organism in Eukaryota, Metazoa, Rotifera, Eurotatoria, Philodinida, Philodinidae. The record is from the annotation of a GenBank genome assembly.